Plasmodium cynomolgi strain B is the source of this 999-nucleotide messenger RNA. RefSeq names its product ferredoxin--NADP reductase. The record is from RefSeq and is a predicted model, not a curated record. NCBI's taxonomy places the organism in Eukaryota, Apicomplexa, Aconoidasida, Haemosporida, Plasmodiidae. The transcript has 2 exons. The coding region runs from base 1 to 999 and encodes 332 amino acids. Gene Ontology annotation, molecular function: oxidoreductase activity.
AUGAGGCAAUCUCUCAUCAGCAAUAGUUUGACCGGCGUUUCACCCUUCAUAACGAGCCCAUACAUGUUCACGUUUUACGCGGUAUAUGCAGUGAAGAGGGAAAGAAAUAGCUACACAAAUGUGUAUACAAUUAAGAACCCAUUAAGAUGUAAAGUAAUAGACAAGGUAAAGCUGGUAAGACAAAAUGCCGUGCAUGAAGUGUACAAUCUGGAGAUAGACCAUGGGGGGAUGUUCAAUUAUUUGGAAGGGCACUCAUGCGGGGUGAUUCCUUACUAUGAGGAGAUGGUACAAGAAGAUGAUCAAAAUAACCCUCAGGAGAAGGGGAAAAAAGGGGGGGAAAAAUGCGCAAGGCUUUAUUCCAUAUCGUCGAGUAACUCGGACAAUCUCUCCGUUGCCAUCAGAAUACAUACCUACCAGGAAGAAAAAAAUGGAUACACUCAUCUGCAGUAUGGAUACUGUUCAGGUUACAUAAAAGGGUUAAAAAAAAAUGAUAACAUAUAUUUAACGGGAGCACACGGAAGCUUUCUUCUUCCAAAUAAUGUGCUUGAAGAAAAUACAAAUUUAAUUUUAAUUGCAACAGGAACGGGCAUCUCUCCUUACAUAGCUUUCUUAAAAAAAAUUUGGGGAAAUCAACAAGGUACACUCCCACAAAAGAAACCAACCUAUAAUGGGCAGAUUUUUCUCUACUAUGGAGUGUACAAUGAAGACUCCAUUCUGUAUAUUCAUGAACUUGAACAUUUUGUGAAGAUGUACCCGAAUAACUUCCAUGUCGAGUAUGUCUUUUCCUGUAAUAAAAAUUUGGAUGGUAGUUCCCAUCAUGUGCAGGACGAAAUAUACAGAAAGAGGGAAAAUUUCUUGCGUCUUUUCAAUAAUCUCAAAUGCGAGCUUUACAUUUGUGGCCAUAAAUCCAUAAGGGCUAAAAUUAUGGAUAUCCUCAAGGGGGAAAACCAAGUAUGGGAUGCCGAGAAGAGGAAGCGCGUUCACGUUGAGGUUUACUAA